GCUACACCUCUCCGCUUCACUCCCAAACACAACGAGAAAUCGGCUAGGCUGCUGCGUUAGCUUGUUAUCUGUGAGCUUUUGUACAACUGUAAGGGGUCUUUUUUUUUGGCAACCACCAUCUGGAAACUAUGGCGGAGAGCGACUGGGACACGGUGACUGUGUUGAGGAAGAAGGGCCCGUCUUCAGCACAGGCCAAAUCCAAACAGGCUAUCAACGCGGCCCAGAGGCGUGGAGAAGAGGUGGAGACCACCAAGAAAUGGACAGCAGGACAGAAUAAACAGCAUGUGGUGACUAAGAACACGGCUAAACUGGACCGUGAGACAGAAGAGCUGCACCAUGAAAGAGUGACACUGGAGGUGGGCAAGGUCAUCCAGCAAGGCCGCCAAGAAAAGGGAAUGACUCAGAAAGACCUGGCUACUAAAAUUAACGAGAAGCCUCAGGUCAUCGCUGACUAUGAAGCUGGAAAAGCAAUCCCCAACAACCAGAUUAUGGGCAAGAUCGAGAGAGUACUUGGGAUGAAGUUGCGUGGGAAAGAUAUUGGGCAGCCCUUGGAGCCCAAAUCAAAGAAGAAAUGAGGACAAAGCCUCGAAAUCAGCCCCCCCUUCCUCCCUCCCUCAUACCCAUGCAUCACACUAAGAAUAGACUUAUGUCUCUCACACACACACACAGGUUUGAGUAUUGCGUGAUGUGACUAAAAUGGCAAACAAAAGUUGCAUUUGCUAUAACGUGGAGGUAGCCAUGAACACAUUUCUGAAGCGGCCCUACUGUAACGAUCGUCUAAUUGUAAUAUUAAACAAAUACACUGCCACCUAGUGUUUUGGAGGACAUGUGUGUGUGUGUGUAUACACACACACCCCUCACCCAACUAAUAGCCUCAAUUUAUAUCAAGCUCUGUCUUUUGCAUUUGGAGAAACUAGAAUGGUGUGAGAGACAUAAAUCAGCUUUAACUGCCUAAAUCUUGAAUCCCUCUGACUAUCCUGUUCUCCUCUUCCCCCUUUCACGGGCUGAUCUCACUGACGUCCUGCUGUUGGACUCGGUGCGUCACUGCAUGCACAGGCUGCAUUAUAAUACAACCACCUUUACAAUAACAAAGGACAGCUAUGUUGCAAGACUUAAUAAAUCCUAAGUGCUGCGAUGAUUUUGAUAAAUGACUGCUUUGGCAUGUAAAUUUUUUUUUUUCUUUAAACAAAAAUGUGAAAUCUCAUUAAAUUGCCAAAUUGAUGCAGAAACACAAA
This is a messenger RNA of Ictalurus furcatus (blue catfish), 1235 nucleotides long. Its product is annotated as endothelial differentiation-related factor 1 homolog. The record is from RefSeq and is a predicted model, not a curated record. Bases 129 to 575 code for a protein of 148 amino acids. Gene Ontology annotation, cellular component: nucleus. The transcript has 5 exons. Gene Ontology annotation, molecular function: DNA binding. NCBI's taxonomy places the organism in Eukaryota, Metazoa, Chordata, Actinopteri, Siluriformes, Ictaluridae.